Molecule: messenger RNA, 3369 nt
Organism: Pungitius pungitius (ninespine stickleback)
Lineage: Eukaryota; Metazoa; Chordata; Actinopteri; Perciformes; Gasterosteidae
Product: protein sel-1 homolog 3
Exons: 23
Coding region: 93-3161 (1022 amino acids)
Molecular function (GO): protein binding
Source: RefSeq, a predicted model, not a curated record
UGAAGCCCGGAUCUUGAGGCUUCUCUGUGUUGUUGUUUUUUUGCAGCUUGAAAAAUCAUAAUGGAGAGAUGAAUGAAAACACUUUAUGAAACAUGGCUUUACACACGCUGCACAAAUACAUCUGCCUCUUUGGACUCAUUGUACAGAAUGUUUGGACCUCAGACCAGGUGACGCUGCUGAAUCCUCCGGAGGAGCCCGUGCCGGAUCAUCUUCUGGACAUACUCUACUCCUGUGAUGGACCUGCCACGGUGCAGCUGGACUGCGUUGUGUCUUUCGAAACCGACACCACUUCAACGAUCCUACUGAGACGGUGGAGCUGCGUGCCCGGUCACCGGAAAGUGAAGACUGUGGCGCUGAACUUUCCUGACUGGUUGGUGUAUCGAGCCGAUGGGAUCGUUCCAGACUCCCAGCGGGUGCUGAGUUGCGUGCUUCUGGCCUCGGUCAGAUACGGUGGGCUCGAUGACACCGAGGAGUCUCUGGCCGCUCAGGAUGCGGCAACUUUGCAGCCUAAAGAUUUUUUUGGUCGACCUGUCAAACGGCAUCGACUGUGCGUUCCUUGGAGUACAGAGAUGCUGCAAACCACCAAAGCUCUUUCAAAGAAGCAAUGUCCCAUGGAGCGAGAAACGGUGCACCUCCUGUCUUCCGUGUUUGGCUCGACUGGGGAAACCUUUGGCAUCACGAAGACACUGGAACCUUACGGCUCUGAGUUUCUCGAGCAUCUGCGCGUCGAAGCCAUCUUCUCUCCGUGGUGUAUGUUCUCCGUGUGGAUAUUUGUCACCAGACACUGUCAGGAGGACCUGUGUGGUUUGCUCUACCACGUGGACUCCCACAAUAACUAUGUCACACCAACACUGUUCCUCCAAAAAUCAGGCAAGCUCCACAUCCAGAUGGAUGGAGAGUCUCAUGGAUCCUCUGCCUUCGCUCCUACGUUCAAGGUGCCUUUGCGUGAGUGGUGCCAAAUCGGCGUGGUGCUGCGCGGCACGAUGGUGACCGUCUCCGUGGUGUGCCUGAAUAAGGAGCAGAGGACGGCUUAUUCAGUAGUACACAUGUUGUCGCACACCGCCGUGCUGGACGACACAGAGGGAUAUUUUGGGAUUGGCGGAGGGAAAUACAUAAGAGGUGUGGCGGGUUAUUUUGGCCCGGUGAUCUACCACCGCAACCGUGUACCACCUCACAGCGUGGCUGAAGUUGCUGUUCCAGAUGUUAUCAGGACUUUGAACCUUACAGGCUGGUUGGAUGCCUGUGAAGAAUUCCUCCUGGAGAUGGAUGUUAAAAUCAGUGGCUAUUUUCUCAAGGCCCAACAGGAGACAGAGUCCGAGACGUGUUUUGAUGGUCUCCAUGAGCGGAUGGUGAAGUACAGACAGCCAUCACAGUCACAGUGUGAGCUGUGGGAGGCAACUGUCCCUCGUAGAAGACAAGCUGCAAAAUUAGCCAAGUUUUUGGUUUUCAAACAUGGAAAAAGACGAGCUAGCCUGCCCGCGGUGGGCAGAGCCCUGUACUCCUUAUCGCUCCGUAAGCUGAGCAGAGCCAGCAACGCUCGAGCGGUGCGCCGAAUCCUGCCGCUGCUGCUCCAAGCUGGCUGCUUAGCUGAUAACCAAGCUCUGCACAUGUCCUCAGUGCUCUACAGUGCUGGCCUGGGAGUCCAGGAGCAGCCCAAUAAGGCCUGGCUCCUGGCCCUGCUGGCAGCCCAGAAAGAUGAGCGAUUAGCACUCCUGCGUCUCGGGCACCUGCACCGGCUGGGUGUCGAUGGCCUCCCCGCAGACCCGGACCUUGCCUAUGCCUACUAUGCCAACAUCGCUCAACAGACAACUCUGGACCGCAACGAUCCCACACCGGAGCAGACUUUUGUGGAGGCGGUUUACCUAAACAACGACAAGGUGUUGACUCUCCAGACUAAUGAAGACCACCAUCUCUUCCAAUGGCUGAAACUGGAAGCACGCAGGGGAGCCGCUGAAGCCGAGCAAGCUGUGGCCCGCAUGCUGUUCUGGGGUCAGCAGGGAGUGUCUCCAGACAUCCAGAAGGCUGUGAGACACUACGAAAGGGGAGCGGUCCAGUGGAAGGACCCAGCGUCCAUGUACGACUAUGGCAUAGUCCUACUGCAGGGGCAUGGGGUUGAAAAGGACAUUCCAAAAGCUCUCACCUUUCUGAAGAAAGCCAUGGACCAGGGCUUUGUUCCUGCAAUGAACGCCCUGGCCUGGUACUAUGAGCAAUUUGAACAGGACUACGUGCAGGCGGUGCAGCUGUGGCGGCAGGCGGAUCUCCUGCAGUCGCCAGAAGCCGCUUUCAAUCUCGGUGUCAUGUACUCUGGGGGCUUGUAUCCGGGAAAGGCUGCUGACCAGUGCAUGGCCUAUCGGUACUACCUGAAGUCUGCGGAGAGAGGCCACAUCAGGGGAGCUAUUCAUCUCGCCGCCAUCUGGACCACGGGGCUACCUGGAUGCGUCAACAGACGUCCAUCGGACGCACUUUUGUGGUUACAGUGGGCAGCGGAGCACAACGGAUACCUGGGCAGCGUCUUGCGGAAGGCUUUGGAUUCAUAUCUCAAGAGUGACAUGUUCAGCUCGCUGUUAUAUUACAUGGUGGCUGCUGAGUCGGGUUACUCACCCGCGCAAUUCAAUGCAGCAUAUCUAUGUGAACAAAAUACGUUACAUUUUCUGGAUCCUUCUUUUGCAUCAAACUGUAUGUGGAGAUAUUACAACCUUACACUCCAAAGUCCAAAUCCAGACACUUAUGCCUUGAUUAGAAUGGGUGACCUGUUGUAUGAAGGGCGAAGUGACGGGCAGAAGGAGUUGUCUUCUGCAGCGUCGAUGUACACUCGGGCAGCAGUGAGGAACGAGCCACAGGGAUGGUACAACCUUGGCCUCCUUGCCGAGGAGGGUUACAGGCUGCCGCUGUCGAUAUUGAUUGACCUCGGCCUUUCAGAGCUGUACCUGGCAGACAACAGUUUGCUCCUAAGCACUUUGUACAAAAGAUGCAGAGACUCAGAGGAUACAGAUUCCUACUUGCCUUGCAGCCUCGCCCUCUUCAAUGUGUAUCUUCAAUCGUUCAAAAAGGAUUACGGUGCUGCUAUUAAGUUCUCCACUGCUGUCGCUGUGGUUGCAGGCCCGACAAUAGUCUUGAUCAUCAUCGGUGUGCUUAGGAGACACUUUCUUUCUCACAACUGAAAGAUUCGUAAUAGGUCAAUGCAACAAAUUCAGGGGCAACACAAAGUAAUCUUGUACAGCAACAAUAUUGAAACAUGUUUUGUUCGUUUAUAUUUGUUAACCAUGAGCUCAAAUAAAGAAUACAUGUGAAUGUCUAAUGUUUAACACACAUGGAUUUUUGAUAAAAGACUCCUUGGUUGAGAAAUAAAGUCUUAGAGUACCACCUCUA